AUGCCCAACCCCCUGCUGCCGCAGGGCGGAGGCCCAGCAACCGGAGACAACAUAGCCGCCUUGGAUAUGUAUGUCUCUGAGGGCUCCCUGCCCGAUGUCGAACAUCAUCUAGCGGAUAAGUUAACAAAAUUGGUUGACUCCCUCAUCCCUAGACUAGAUAGUCUUGAGCGAGCGGUGUCCGGUAAGGUCUUGCAACCUGCUGGCCCCCCCAGAGCAGACUUGUUCAACACACUGCUUGCAAGAAUCGAGGAUAUUGCAACUAAUCUGACCAGAUUAGAGAAGAAAGUGGAGACGAUGUCUCUUGCCUCCUCCUCUAACAUGACGGUUCAGCCUGUUGCUAAUCCAGCAAAACUACCUGCCAAGUCAGCACCUCUCUACUCAGAGAAAGUCGCUGGAAGACUUCCUACAGGUUUGCCCAAACACUUACCACCGGUACCACCCUCCUCACAUAUCAAUAGGUUCAAAUUAGGUCAGGUUGUGAUACGUAAACGUUUCGAUCAACCCAAACCUUUUGAGGGCCUAACAGCCACCCAAAUCUGCCAAAGAAUUGAUGAGGCACUAACCUUUGCAAAAGCCACCGUUGAUGAUGAAAUAAUCAAGGUCAAAGCAGUAGCUCAAUUCCCGAACGGCGAUGUCAAAAUCUUCACCAAAGAUCGACGAGCAGCAAAAUGGCUGCUAGAUAAUAAACACUUAUGGACUGAGAAAGCUGAUCCUGUUUUUAUCACCUCCCGCGUAACUCACCCAGUCCUAUUACACUCCUGCCCCACCAGCUUCGAAGUAGACAACAAAGACCAUGUUGAACUUUUAUGCAAACAGAACGAUAUUAACCCCAAGGAGAUCCAAAAGAUCCGAUGGCUCCUCAACCCUAAGACAACCGGUAAAGCUACCAGUACCCUCUUGAUCCACUUCCUUGACAGGCGAUUGGCUCUCGACAUCGAAAGGGCUGGUUUGUGUUACAACAGUCUACACCUGAAAGGCCAACAUUACCUGCAGGGCCCCAAACAAUGUUACAAUUGUUUAGCGGUUGGACACUUAGCGCACUCUUGCAAAGAGAAAGCCCUCUGCUCUCGCUGUGGAGCCAACCAUAACUCAGCUUCAUGCGAAGAGAUGGAAGACUCUAGCAGAAGUUGCCAGAGAUGUCUGAAUGUUGAUCGUAAAGUGUCCUCUCCCAUUGACCUAUCUGACCCCAAAUACGACCAUUCCCCCUUCAGCAGUAUCUGUCCAGUACGCACCAAAGAGUUAGAUAAGAUCUCGGCAGAGAAGACCCACUCCUCUAAACAAUGA
Puccinia graminis f. sp. tritici CRL 75-36-700-3 is the source of this 1284-nucleotide messenger RNA. RefSeq lists its product as uncharacterized. The record is from RefSeq and is a predicted model, not a curated record. The coding region runs from base 1 to 1284 and encodes 427 amino acids. NCBI's taxonomy places the organism in Eukaryota, Fungi, Basidiomycota, Pucciniomycetes, Pucciniales, Pucciniaceae. The transcript has a single exon. Gene Ontology annotation, molecular function: nucleic acid binding; zinc ion binding.